Messenger RNA from Eucalyptus grandis, 1312 nucleotides. Its product is annotated as GTP-binding protein At2g22870. Gene Ontology annotation, molecular function: GTP binding. The record is from RefSeq and is a predicted model, not a curated record. Lineage: Eukaryota; Viridiplantae; Streptophyta; Magnoliopsida; Myrtales; Myrtaceae.
AGUGGAGAGAGAAUCCAGCUUAGCUCAAGAAUGGUGGUGAUGCAGUCCCUUCUUCCCCGGCUCCUUCACCUCCCCAUCCUCAUCAAACCCACCACCACUCUCUUCUUCCUCAACCCCUUCAACUCCAAACCCGCCUUCAACCCUUCGUCGCGACCCUUCACCACCCUCCUCAGGUCCACCCUCGCGGCGGCCCCUCCUCCAUCUCUCGGACCCGACGAUGCCGACCUCCUCGCCGCCGCCGCCGCCCCCCAGAUACCCGCCGACCGCCUCUUCGUCCCGCCGGAGACCGAGUUGCCCGCCGGGGAUGGCGCCGCCGCCGCACUGAGCGCCCGGGUCCUGAAGGGCUCGAACAUCGUGCUGAGCAAGUACGCGAGGGACGCGCAGGUGGCGCAGGCCGAGUUCGUCAAGAGCAGCGUGAGGACGGAGGACUGCCCGUCCGACGGGCUGCCCGAGUUCGCGCUCGUCGGGAGGUCCAAUGUUGGGAAGUCGUCGCUGCUCAACUCGCUCGUCCGGAGGAAGCGGCUGGCGCUCAUUUCGAAGAAGCCCGGAAAGACUCAGUGCAUUAACCAUUUCCGGAUCAAUGAUAGCUGGUAUUUGGUGGAUUUGCCUGGAUAUGGUUAUGCUGCUGCACCUCAAGAACUGAGGACAGAUUGGACCAAAUUUACCAAAGACUAUUUCCUAAAUCGCUCCACACUAGUUGGAGUUUUCCUUCUCAUAGAUGCCAGCAUUCCUGCAAAGAAAAUUGACCUUGAAUAUGCAAGCUGGUUGGGUCAAAAUCAGGUACCUAUGACGUUAGUCUUCACCAAGUGCGAUAAGAGGAAAAAGAAAAAGAAUGGAGGUAAGAGACCUGAAGAAAAUGUUCAGGAUUUCCAGGAGUUGAUACGAGGUUUCUUUGAAACCGCUCCUCCAUGGAUUAUGACCAGCAGUGUAUCAAGUAUGGGUCGAGAUGAGGUAUUGCUGCACAUGGCACAGCUGCGGAACUAUUGGCUUAAGCACUAGUCAAGUAAACACAGUGCUUUCUCCCCCCAUCUCACACCGGGUGCAAUAGUACCGAUUCAAGUUAGGAAUUCUCUGCAUUGCAGCCUGGUGGAGAGGGAAAUCAAGAUCCUGAGAUUUUUUAGACAGCUGACAGUUCACUUUGCUUGAGAGGCCUUGUUGGAUAUGAAUCUCUUUUGACUUUUAUAUUAAUCUGUAAAAUGGUCAGAUUGAUAUGUAUAACUCUUGUAUAUAGUUCAAACUAUUGUUCUAUUGUUCUGUGUAAAACUGCAACUUUAGGAAGCAAGGGAAAGGACUGAUGGUUUUGUUAGUGUUA